CGCUGAGUGGCAAACGAGGCUACUUACGACUCCACCAUGCGUGCCGGCAAGACGCUCAAGGAACGAGCGCCCAAGACUGACGAGCCGGCGCUGGCCGCCAGAUGAUGAACGACCUGAAGGACAAAUGGAACACAGUGUGUGCCAAGUCUGUGGAUAGACAACGCAAGUUAGAAGAAGCUCUUCUAUUCUGUGGACAGUUCAAGGACGCUUUGGAAGCCUUGUUGGACUGGCUGCAGAAGAAGGAGAAGGAGCUCGGAGACGACUCACCAGUGCAUGGAGACUUGGACACUGUCGUGGCCCUGGUCGACCAACACAAGGCUCUGGAGGAGGACUUAGCAAGCAGAGCAGCUCAGAUGGAGUCUGUGCGCAGAACUGGCCAGGAACUAAUGGAGAAGGCCAGCUCAGCUGACGCAGCCACCAUCCGUAGUCAACUGAGCGAACUCAACUCGCUGUGGUCUCGCACCAACAAGCUGGCCGAGCGCAAGAGCACUCGACUGCAAGAGGCACUCAAGGCAGCGGAGAAACUACACAAGCAGGUGAACAUGCUGCUGGAGUGGCUCUCUGAUGCCGAGAUGAAGCUGAGGUUCGUCAACUCUCUACCUGAAGACGACCAAGAGACUCGGAACUACCUUGCGGAACAUGCCAAGUUUAUGAGGGAGAUGAAUGAGAAAGAGAGAGAGAAGGACGCCACAAUCGCCCUUGCUCACCAGAUACUGGCCAAGGCGCAUCCAGACGCAGUGCCUAUCAUCAAACACUGGAUCACCAUCAUACAGGCGCGCUGGGACGAGGUGUCUACUUGGGCUAAACAGAGGGAACAAAAGCUGCAGCAACAUCUGCAGUCGCUGCAAGACUUGGACACACUACUGGAGGAGUUGCUCGCGUGGUUGGCAGGACUGGAGUCUACGCUGAUCACACUCGAGGCUGAGCCGCUGCCAGAAGACAUCCCCACCAUUCAACAGCUGAUUGUCGACCAUAACGAGUUUAUGGAGAACACCGCCACUCGCACCUCUGAGGUGGACAUGGUAUGCAAGAGCCGUCAGCCGCCCGCACUCACCAAGCAAGAGAGCGCUCGUAAGAUGUCCGGCAAGAAGAUGAGCACAACUUCGGAAGACGUGCGCGGCAGCUCACAAGAUCUGCACGACGUGACACGCAAAGCAAGUUUGAAGGCAUCAAGAGAUAACUUGGCGGAUCGUCGCGGAAGUCGAGCCAGCGUGACAACCCGUGAUAAGCAGCCUGACAAUCUGCCUCAUUACGGUCCUCGGUUCCCACCUAAGGGAAGCAAAGGUGCCGAGCCAGUGUUCCGCAACCCGCGCUGUCGUCUGCUGUGGGACAGGUGGCGUCACGUGUGGCUGAUGGCGUGGGAACGUCAGCGUCGUCUGCAAGAGCGGCUCACCUACCUGGAGGAACUGGAGAAGGUCAAGAACUUCUCAUGGGACCAGUGGCGCAAGAGGUUCCUCAAGUUUAUGAACCACAAGAAGUCACGUCUGACAGAUCUGUUCCGCAAGAUGGACAAGAACAACGACGGACUCAUCCCGAGGGACGACUUCAUCGACGGAAUCAUCAAAACCAAAUUCGACACAAGCAAAAUGGAGAUGAACGCAGUGGCCGACAUGUUUGACCACAACAACGAAGGCUUCAUCGACUGGAAGGAGUUCAUCGCGGCGUUGCGGCCCGACUGGCAAGAGAAGCCCCCCACCACCGAAGCUGAGAAGAUACACGACGAAGUCAAGAGGCUUGUUAUGCUGUGUACUUGCAGACAGAAGUUCAGGGUGUUCCAAGUGGGAGAGGGCAAGUACAGGUUCGGUGACAGUCAAAAGCUGCGUCUGGUUCGUAUCCUGCGCUCGACUGUGAUGGUCCGUGUCGGCGGAGGUUGGGUUGCGCUCGAUGAGUUCCUCGUCAAGAACGACCCGUGCAGAGCCGAGGAGGUUCUGAACAUUCUGAUGCCGAUAUUCGAGACGUUGAGGCAACAAGAGUCAUUGCCUUGUUCCUACCCGUUGGCUAUGGGUGGCCGGCAAUCCAUGGGUAUGGGUAUGCCCAUCACGGCAGCUUACACUUGCUCUGGGGGUCACUGGGUAAGGGAGCGCAGUGCUCGCAGUGUUCCGAUGGCCAGGUCCGGUCGCAUGUCAGGAACUCCUGACUCACUCAGUGACAACGAGAGCUCGCCACUGUACUCCCGCACUCCCAGGAAGGUGUCUACGCCCAGCGGACGACGGUCCAGUCUCACGCCAGGUGGCAGUCUGCCUGGUAGUCGCAACAACAGCCGACCUCCCAGCCGCACUGGCAGCAAACCUCCCAGUCGUCACGGCUCCAACCUCUCUCUUGCCAGUUCCGAUGAUGGAACACCUAGUCGUAUCCCGAGGAGGUCGUUGACAGGGACACGCUCGGCCAGUGGGUCGGCCACGCCGCGCAAGCUCACAGUACCGACCCUCAACGGCAGCGCGAGUCGUACGAGAUCACCGUCCGGCCUCACCACUUCCUCCGCAUCAACGGCGUCUGCUAGGUCGUCUAUACCAAGGGCAUCUAGCAUCCCUACCAUAGCAUCUAACUCCACCUCCACCACCCCUGCCAGCCGGUCUCGUAUCCCAGUCUAUGUCGGGUUGGCAAUGAUGGAUGCCGUGCCAGUUUCUUCUUCUUCUUCCUCUGGCUGGACUUCAGGAAUACCUACUCCUUCAUCUAACAUUCCUCGACCUAUAAGGACAAGAACUCCGUCAGGAUCAUCGACCCCGGUGCCGGGAGGUCUGUCGUCGACCAAGGUUACUCGUAAGCCAUCCGGCGCAUCCGACACUUCGACUGGCGCAGCUCGACGGGCGUCCUCCAAGUCUUCCACGCCUACAGACCCUCGCGCACCAUUCCGUCUCUGAACUCUCGCUCACUACUUUGAAUCUCCAACUACUUAAUAGAUUUAUGAUACAAAAAAUCAGCGUGGAAUAGUCUUAGAGGCUGUUCCGCUCGGAACUAAAAAGACAUAGUUUAACUCUAUUAAUAUUAUAUUACCAUUAGUAACAAGUAACUCGACCUACCGUGUACAGUCGUAACGAGUAGGAUAACGACUAAACAUUUUACGUUGCGAACGUAUAUGCUAAUUCGAAUAUACUAAAAGUAUUUUUUGCAUUGCGAACUAAUAUUGUAAAUACGAGAUUGGAUUGAGGAGAAACAAGUGCCAUUGCUCAUUCGUGAAAGAUUUUUAUUGAGAAUCAAAGCAAAUAUGUAUUUAAAUCAAAUGUUAUAUAGUGUUAGCUGUUAAUUUAUUAAUACACUUUUUGUAUUGCGUAGUUAUUUUCUAAGAGUUGGGUUAGUUACUUUUUUACAUUUUGGCUAUCCCAAGAAAAAGUGAUAAUUUUAUUUGUGUAUAUUGAGGUUUCUACAAAAGGCUUAGAUGUAAAUAUCAUUAAAGAUAGAAAGUCCUAAUAUAUAAACUCGUAGAGUAUAUUUUGUACAUUCGAAGCACCGUGUGCAAUGUGAACGAGUGCAAUUUUCAACAGUAAAACGCACUAUUGUAAUUAUUUUUUAUUUUUUGUUUAUAAUAGUUUUGUUUGUACAAAAAACACAGUCUGUCCAGAUGUUUGUGUUCUCGUAUCAGUUUUUUGUUAAUUCUAGUUGAGACAUUAUGUUAUUAUUUAAUACGAGUUUAAUAACGCUUAGUAAAUAACAAUUUCACCAACUGUUAA
This is a messenger RNA of Macrosteles quadrilineatus (aster leafhopper), 3668 nucleotides long. RefSeq names its product microtubule-actin cross-linking factor 1, isoforms 6/7-like. The transcript has 22 exons. The record is from RefSeq and is a predicted model, not a curated record. Lineage: Eukaryota; Metazoa; Arthropoda; Insecta; Hemiptera; Cicadellidae. Bases 102 to 2861 code for a protein of 919 amino acids. Gene Ontology annotation, molecular function: structural molecule activity; microtubule binding; calcium ion binding. Gene Ontology annotation, cellular component: intermediate filament; cytoplasm; membrane. Gene Ontology annotation, biological process: wound healing; intermediate filament cytoskeleton organization.